AUGAAUUACAGUAAUCGCAAUGAGUACGCCAACUGCGCCAACAAUCCGCUGGGACUGAUUGUUGAUAAAAAUGGAACCGCAACCGGAAUCACAGAGGAUCAAGCUUUUGGUUAUACUAAAAUAUUCAAUCAAUUCGACUUCUCCUGCGGAGCUGGAUUUUCCGAGUUCACGAACAACGAUGAGUGUGCGUCGACCGUUUUUCUCACUGGCAUAAACGACAUGAGAACUUGCGACAGUAAUUUUGCUUCCUCCCUCAAAAGGGACUCAGAGCCGAGCAACACUUGCGCAUACGUUGAGGUGGCCAAGGAAUGCUACAUGACAGCGUUCAGCAAAAGAUGCGGCCAAUAUCCAGAAGUGGUAUGGUGGGGAUGUAAUUACGAGCGCAUCGGUACGCAAACCAAUUAUCCACAAUGCAGCCAGAUUUUCUGUACUUGUAAGUUUUACUCGUCUGCACAAAAUCUAGGUUUAACUUUUCCAAACAUUUGAAA
Molecule: messenger RNA, 488 nt
Organism: Strongylus vulgaris
Lineage: Eukaryota; Metazoa; Nematoda; Chromadorea; Rhabditida; Strongylidae
Source: the annotation of a GenBank genome assembly